Molecule: messenger RNA, 318 nt
Organism: Stylonychia lemnae
Lineage: Eukaryota; Ciliophora; Spirotrichea; Sporadotrichida; Oxytrichidae
Source: the annotation of a GenBank genome assembly
AUGUUGGAUUCUGUGAUAUCAGAGGACAGCUUCGACUGUGAGAUUGAAAUAGAUUAGGAUGUAUGGAAGUCGAAAUAAAAAGCUUACGAUUCUAUCAUCAGGCUUUUAAGACCAAAUGAGCAGCUCUAAACAAUUUAAACUGCAUUAUUGAUUGUGGAAUACUUUUUUUUAUCUGAUCAUUAUCAAAGAGAUUAUCAAAGAUUCAUAGAUUUUAUACCUGUAAUUGGAGCAACAGCUUUCUAUAUUUCCUCAAAGUAUUGGGAUGUAAAGGCAAUCUCUUUGAGCAGACUAAGUAAACGCAAGGUCAUUUAAGGUUGA